GCCACCCUAAAACCCUUCCUCUUUUUCCUCUGUUUCUCCCGUUUGAAAUCCCUAAAGUCACAGUCGGCUUCCUCCAGGUUUGAGCGCUUGGAGGUGUUCGUGUCACUUCGUUCGGGCAGAAGCUCAGUAUAUAGCUGUUCUUGGAAGCCGAGGCUACAUCAACUCAAGCUGCUGCUAUUUGCGGUUUCUUUAAGCUAUUAUUCAAACAGCUGUGAUGGUUGCUGCUGCACUUAAUAAGAAAAAGAGCGGCAAGCCACAUAAGGCACCAUCGAAAAAGAAGCAGAAAACUGAUAUUUUCACAGGCAAACGUUCCAAAAAGGCUGAUAUUCAGGAUGAUUCUGAUGUGUUAAGUGAGGAAGAAUUAAAGGAGCAUGGAGAGUUUAAUGGAGAAGAAGAGGAAGGGUCUGAUUCUGGAUCUGGUUCUGAACUUUUUUCUGAUGGAGAUGAUCCCCUGGCAGAUGAUUUCCUCCAGGGAAGCGAAGAUGAAGAGCAUGAUUUGGGUUCAGGUUCAGGUUCAGGUUCAGCUUCGGGUUCAGAUUUGGAUUCAGAUUCGGAUUCAGAUGAAUCUGAUAUUGAGGCAAAGUCUAGGGCUAUUGAUGAACAAAGAGCGAGGGAACAAGAAGAGGCUGAAGCUGAAAUGCAACUGAAUAUUAAAGAGGAAUCUGAUGAGUUUAGAUUGCCAACCAAGGAGGAACUUGAAGAAGAGGCACGUCAGCCCCCAGAUCUUUCGAAUCUCCAAAGGAGGAUAAGAGAGAUUGUUCGAGUGCUUUCAAAUUUUAAGGAAUUGAAACAGGAAGGAACCACGAGGAAGGAUUACACUGAGCAGCUGAAGAUGGAUUUGGCAUCGUAUUAUGGAUAUAAUGAAUUUCUUAUUGGAGUUUUGGUCGAGAUGUUUCCUGUGGUUGAGCUUAUGGAACUUAUUGAAGCUUUUGAAAAGCCUCGACCUAUAUGUUUACGGACGAACACUUUGAAGACUCGAAGACGGGAUCUGGCUGAUGUCCUCUUGAACAGAGGAGUUAAUCUCGAUCCAUUAAGCAAGUGGUCAAAAGUAGGACUUGUGGUAUAUGAUUCUCAAGUGCCAAUUGGUGCCACUCCUGAAUAUAUGGCUGGUUUUUACAUGCUGCAAAGUGCAAGUUCUUUUCUGCCAGUGAUGGCCCUUGCUCCUCAAGAAAAGGAACGGAUUGUUGAUAUGGCUGCUGCACCUGGUGGUAAAACAACUUAUAUUGCUGCCCUUAUGAAGAAUAGUGGCAUACUAUUUGCAAAUGAAAUGAAGGUGCCCCGGCUUAAGUCACUCACUGCAAAUUUGCAUCGUAUGGGAGUGACAAACACUAUAGUUUGUAACUAUGAUGGGAGGGAGCUGCCUAAGGUUUUAGGUCAGAACACAGUUGAUAGAGUAUUGUUGGAUGCCCCUUGCAGUGGAACUGGGGUUAUAUCUAAAGAUGAGUCUGUUAAAACUUCUAAAAGCCUUGAAGAUAUACAGAAAAGUGCUCUUCUGCAGAAGCAACUGAUACUUGCAGCAAUUGAUAUGGUGGAUGCCAAUUCUAAAUCAGGGGGAUUCAUUGUUUACUCCACAUGCUCUAUAAUGAUACCUGAGAAUGAAGCAGUAAUUGAUUAUGCGCUCCGAAAGAGGGAUGUUAAACUUGUGCCAUGUGGACUUGAUUUUGGUCGUCCAGGCUUUAUCCGCUUUAGGGAACAUCGCUUCCAUCCGUCUUUAGAGAAGACAAGGCGUUUCUAUCCUCACGUUCAUAACAUGGAUGGAUUCUUUGUUGCUAAGUUGAAGAAAAUGAGCAAUGCGAAGCCCAUCCCUUCACCUUCUGAUCCCGUGGAAACAGUAGAGCAGGCUUCCAACCCAAACGAAAGUAUUAAACAAGAAAACCCGGGCUUGAAUAACUCUCCUACUGAAAAUGGGAGAUCCAACUCAAAUAAGAGCACAGAAGAAAGAAGGAAGGGUCCAAAGAAUGUAUCUACCAAAAGUCUGCCUACCAAGCGGAAACAUAGCACCAAGGGAAAGAAAAUGCGCUUAAAGAACCACCCUCCUAGUGUAAAUGAGAAUUCAAAGGCCUCAUCUAGUACCAAAGAGAGAAAGAAAAGGAAAUUUCCAUCUAGGGAAGAAAUAUCUAAAGCAAGAGAAGAGAAAAGAAGAACUUUGAGGGAUGAUGGUAAGAAGGCGAGGAAAAGCUAACCGAGUAAACAAUGUCAGAAACCGGCGAAACUUGGUUUUCCCAUUACAGUGACUAAAUAUGGGGAAGAAGAAAUCAACCUUAAAAUGUUUUAGUCACUUCAAUUUUAUAUGUCUGUAAUAUUAUUUCACUCUAGUGUAACUCGAAAAAGUCUAAAAAGGGCUCUGACUAUCCCUCUACCUCAUGAUCGGAGGAAGUUGGAGAAAGUUUUGUUUUCUUUUCUUUUAAUUACUUAAAAACAAUUAUGUCAUUUUUAUUCCCUUACAGGCGUCUUGUUUGGAUGGAGGAUUAGGAAAUUAAUAUUUUGUUUUGCCUA
This is a messenger RNA of Carica papaya (papaya), 2496 nucleotides long. RefSeq names its product 26S rRNA (cytosine-C(5))-methyltransferase NOP2B-like. Gene Ontology annotation, cellular component: nucleolus. Gene Ontology annotation, molecular function: rRNA (cytosine-C5-)-methyltransferase activity; RNA binding. The record is from RefSeq and is a predicted model, not a curated record. Lineage: Eukaryota; Viridiplantae; Streptophyta; Magnoliopsida; Brassicales; Caricaceae. Gene Ontology annotation, biological process: maturation of LSU-rRNA; rRNA base methylation.